Marchantia polymorpha subsp. ruderalis is the source of this 6563-nucleotide messenger RNA. The record is from the annotation of a GenBank genome assembly. NCBI's taxonomy places the organism in Eukaryota, Viridiplantae, Streptophyta, Marchantiopsida, Marchantiales, Marchantiaceae.
CAGCGGCCUCUCUUGUCUCAGCUUCGUUGCUGUUUAUGUUCUUUUGUUUGACUGGAGCAGACCUUCUCAAAGUUCUCGGCUAGAUCGAUGCUUUGAUAUUCUCCAUUGAUCGAAAGGUGGUGACGAUCUUCACAUCGGCACCGUCAAUCUAUGAAACCCUUUGAUCGCUCUAUUUGACGAAAUCAGAGAAAUUGAAAACUGUGAGCUGAUGACGAGUUCAGAAGCCGAAUCUGUCCAGGGGCCAAGCGAAGGUGUGCAUCCUUCGCUGACCGGAAUGGACUCCUUUCGGAACGGAGAUAUACUGGCAGACAUGCCGAAUUUAACGCUCUCUCCUACUGCAGCUCUGUUCUGAAGUGAUGGCUGGCUGGCUGGCUGGCUGGUGAGGCGAAGUGACAUUAGAGAAAUGCAUUUAGAAUGAUGAAAUGCAUCACGAUCGUUGAGCGGAAUCGUGAAUUGCAGUGUAUUGUUUAGCAGGCGAGGCGGAGGAGCACGGGAUUUUCCAGCGCCUCCAAGUACAGCUCCCUCCAGUUUGCGAUGCAAUGCGUGCUGCAGCAGGUACAAAAGCAGUCCUCGCCAAUCUUGUGAGGGUGCCGGACGGUUGGUCUGUUUAUGUGGGACAUCGUGGGCCUGAGAUGAAAUCCCUCCGUGUUCACUGCAUGCUUUCCCUAUAUGACGCAAACCGACCUUCACAAGUUCACCUCCGCUUGACUUCGUCCGUCCGUCCCCCGUGCACCACACCAUACUAUACAUGCAUCACUCAAGCUUACAAGACUGUAAGUGCCCUUCUCUCGUCUGCUCUGGUCUGUAUGUGUGUAAUCCUCCCAGUUACAGUCGAGGCAAAUCUUGCAGAUCAAGAGAAAAACAUCUCACCUCACCUCACCUCACCUCACCUGGAGGGAGAGAGGUGUGACGUCGACCCAGCACUGAAAUCGAGAGACGAAUCUUAUGUUAUCAUCAACACAACAAUAAUCUUAAACUAAGCAUAAGUCCCAGGAAAUUCCAUAUCCAGAGCCUGCAAAAAUAUCAGCUAAUCGUACAUGUGAAGGGAAUUGGAGUUCUGUGGUGACCUGCAACUGCAACAGCAAGAAUAAGAGAAGGGCCCGAGACAGUUUCGACUCCCUUCCCCCACCAUUCAUGCUCUGCUCGGACAGUACCCGGACACCGGCUGUGUGCGUACAUGGUGCGACUGCUCGAAGUGUACUGAGUCAGAUGAAUGUGCACUUUCCCGUCGAGUCCAAAAAGGUUGUGUCCGAGGAAGGACAUUCACUCGGACCCAAAAGCGAGUAAUCUACGACACGAAAGGUGGUUCUGCAAGUGACCUCCUCUACGCGUUCAUAAAGCAAGCUUUUAGGACGACAGAUUGAGAAAGAGGGACAACUGGGAAUAUGUCUCCGUACUUGUUUGCUUCUGAGAAGAGGGUGAGAUGGCCCGAGAGAAAUCUGCGCAGCCACAGACGGACGAGACGAGAAUGUCAUGUUGAGUGUCGGCAUGGCCUAGCAGGACAAUCCACGUGCAUAAGAGGCUCAGGCUGCUGACAUAGGCACCCACCCCCGCUCUCUCCUCUCUCUCUCCUCUCUCUCUCUCUCUCUCGCCUCCUCUCGCCGUCAGUCUGUCAGGGCGACCGCCGUCGAGCGAAUUUUGCGGUUGUGGAGUCGACACGAGAAGGGUCCAGCGUUCCGAGUACGACGACUCUGGCCCAGGUUCCCGGGACUCCCCCGCUCGGUCUCAUGGUGCAGGUUCUCUAGCUCCAGUCCAUCGAGAGCAAGUCGAGAACGCAAAGACUAAGCACGAGAACGAGAGUCGAACCCGGAGCUUGAGCUUGAGCUUGAGAUUGAGAGCAAUAAUAGAUGUCGGUUCGUGUCCAGACGCGGUGACCGAGCAGCUUGAGCUUCGAAACUCUGAGUCAGAAGCUCGAGAAGUGAGAAGCACGAGGCGGAGACGAGGAUUGAGCAGCAGGGCGAGGGGAAAACUUGCCAGCUACUACUCCCUUUGUGCACUGAGGCAUGCGGGCAAGCAGGCAGCAAGAGGUUCAAGCUCAGCUUAGUAGCUCAGCUCAGCUUGAAGGGAUGGAUGGUCGAGAGGGAGGCACUCGGCGAGGGAAUUCGGCAUCGUGAAUGGUUGUGAGAAUUGAAGGAAGAGAAGGAGAUACAGAGAGAGAUAGAGACGAUGGGGUCGCUGGGCGUGGAGGAGUCAGAGAUGCCCACCUCUGACACUCACCAGAUUUCGGAGCAGGAGCCGCUUCUGUACGUGAACGGGACCAGGCGAAUCCUGCCCAAGGAUCAAGCCCAUUCUACUCUGCUGGAGUAUCUGCGAGGUCUGGGUCUCACUGGAACCAAGCUGGGAUGCGGAGAAGGAGGAUGUGGAGCUUGCACUGUUAUGGUGUCUCACUUCGAUUCAGUGCAGCAAACUGUUGUGCACCGGGCAGUAAAUGCCUGUUUGGCUCCUCUUUACUCUGUGGAGGGAAUGCACGUGGUGACAGUCGAAGGCCUCGGUGAUCGACGUCGUGGUUUACAUCCUGUCCAGGAAGCGUUAGCUACCAGUCAUGGAUCUCAGUGUGGAUUUUGUACACCAGGGUUUGUCAUGUCAAUGUAUUCCCUCUUGCGGGCAACCAAGGGUGCUCCCACAACCGAAGAAAUCGAAGAGGCCCUUGCAGGAAAUUUGUGCCGCUGUACAGGGUAUCGGCCAAUUCUGGAUGCGUUUCGUGUUUUCGCCAAGACUGAUCCGGGACCGUAUAUUGAUGAAUCUCUCGUGGCAAGCAAUGGUUUGCCUUCUCGGAAGGAUGGCCAAACGAUCUGCCCAUCCACCGGCAAGCCAUGCGACUGCAAGAGCCAGAACGGUGCGGUGGCAAAUGGUAAUCAUCAGGACUUGAAAGCCAGUGCAGGAGCAAACGGCGUUCAUAGCGACUCGUCGAAUGGUCACACGACCCACUCCAAGAAUGGCGACUCAAGUCACCACCACAAGACUGAGUCGACUCAGUCAGUUAAGGGAGAGCCAAUAUUUCCAGCCGAAUUGCGAAACAGGAAGCUCCUCUCGUUGUUUUUGACAGGGCAUCGGGGCCUCAAGUGGUAUCGACCCAACUCUCUCGAUGACCUCUUAGGUUUGAAGUCGAGGUUUCCUGGGGCAAAACUGGUGAAUGGAAAUACCGAAGUUGGAAUCGAAAUGAGGUUCAAAAACUUGGACUAUCCUGUCCUGAUCUCCUCAACGCACGUAUCGGAACUCAAUGCCAUCAGGGAGACAGAUGGUGGACUGGAAGUCGGUGCAUCGGUGACGCUUACCAGACUGAUGGAGGUUCUCAGGAAAAGUCUGAAGCAGCGCAAGGCUCAUGAAACCUCGGUUUGCUCUGCGUUUUUGGAGCAGCUGAAAUGGUUUGCGGGAAGCCAAAUAAGGAACGUGGCUUCGGUGGGAGGUAAUAUAUGUACUGCGAGUCCAAUAUCAGAUUUGAAUCCUCUGUGGAUAGCAUCGGGGGCGACCUUCACAAUCCUUAAGCAGGGCAGGAUAUCGAGGCUUGUGAAGGCAGCCGAGUUCUUCAAAGGGUACCGUCAGGUGGACUUGAAGACUGGAGAAAUUCUCGCAUCCGUGUUCUUGCCCUGGUCCAAACGGUACGAGUAUGUGAAGGAAUUCAAGCAAGCUCAUCGUCGAGAUGAUGAUAUUGCUCUCGUGAAUGCGGCUAUGCGGAUCUCUUUAGAGCCCAAAGGAGAGGGUUGGACAGUCUCGGAUGCUUCUCUGGCAUAUGGAGGGGUGGGAGCAACUUGCGUCAUUGCGAAGAAGACGGAAGAGUUCCUCAAAGGGAAAGAAUGGACCCUGGCAACUAUGGACAGAGCACUCUCCUUGAUUCCUGAGGACGUCAAGAUUGGGGACGGAGCCCCCGGGGGCAUGGUUGAGUUUCGGAGGUCAUUGACGACGAGCUUCUUCUUCAAGUUCUGGCUCAAUGUGACGUACAAGCUGGAGCAGGAAGAAAACCAUGUGCACGACUUGCCGGAGAGUUACAGAUCAGCUGUGGCUCCAUAUCACAGGGAAAUGCCGCAUGGCGUGCAGGUGUAUGGGGCACCAACCUCGGAUACUAGUGUCGGUCAGCCGCUGAUGCAUUUGUCAGCGAAUCUUCAGGUAACGGGAGAGGCCGAGUACGUAGAUGAUGUUCCUGUGCCUGCAAACAUAUUGCACGCAUAUCUAGUGCUGAGUACAAGACCUCAUGCCAAGAUACUGUCUGUGGACACCAAAGAAGCGGAGGCACAGCCAGGUUUCGAGGGUUAUUUUUGCGUGAAGGAUGUGCCCGGUGGAAACAAUCUCGGAGCUGUCGUACCUGAUGAAGAGCUUUUUGCCACUGAAGUCGUCACCUGUGUCGGACAGGUAAUUGGCAUUGUAGUUGCAGACACACAUCAGAAUGCGAAAGCAGCCGCUCUGAAAGUCAUUGUGGAGUAUGCGGAUCUGCCUGCAAUUCUCAGCAUUGAGGAGGCCAUUGCAAGUAACAGCUUCCAUGAGAGCUUUCAUGGAGGCAAAGGGGGAACGAAACGCGAACUAGAGGCGGGAAACGUGGACGAGUGUUUCGCAAGUGGUAAGUGCGAUCAUGUUGUCGAAGCUGUAGUGAAGAUGGGUGGCCAGGAACACUUUUAUCUGGAACCCAACAGCGCUUUGGUCUGGACAACCGAUGGGGGUAGUGAAAUCCAAAUGCUCGCAUCCACACAGGCACCUCAAAAGCACCAGAAAUUCGUGUCACACGUGCUUGGUCUGCCUAUGCACAAAGUUGUGUGUAAAACAAAGAGGAUCGGCGGGGGGUUUGGGGGAAAAGAGACGAGGUCGGCAUUUGUAAAUGCUUAUGCAGCUGUGCCAGCCUAUCUGCUGAAAAGACCUGUCAAGCUGACGCUGGACAGAGAGAUUGAUAUGAUGAUCACAGGUCAAAGGCAUGCGUUUCUCGGAAAAUAUAAGGUUGGGUUCACCGCAGAAGGGAAGGUGCUGGCACUAGACCUGGAUAUUUUCAACAACGGUGGUAAUACUUUGGACUUGUCGCAUUCGAUUCUCGAAAGGGCCAUGUUCCAUUCAGACAACGUAUAUGUCAUCCCGAAUGUGCGAAUACGAGGGAAGGUCUGCAAUACCAACAUAGCCAGCAACACUGCAUUCAGAGGGUUCGGUGGACCUCAAGGCAUGCUCAUUGCUGAAAACUGGAUCGAGCGUAUAGCCCGCACGGUCGGACGAGCUCCUGAAGACAUUCGGGAACUAAACCUUCAAUAUGAAGGGUAUGAGCUACACUAUGGACAGUUUGUUACCGAUUGUCACAUUGGAAAGGUUUGGAAUGAGCUGAAAAGCUCAUGUGACUUUGCAAAGCGGAAAGAAGAAGCUGAAGCCUUCAAUCGACAACACCGGUGGAAGAAAAGAGGUGUAGCCAUGGUUCCCACGAAGUUUGGGAUUUCCUUCACCACCAAACUUCUCAAUCAGGCAGGAGCUUUGGUGCAAGUUUAUACGGACGGAACAGUACUGGUUACACAUGGAGGUGUCGAGAUGGGACAAGGUUUGCACACUAAAAUGGCUCAGAUUGCAGCUACAGCGUUUGACAUUCCAGUGAACUUGGUCUUCAUCUCCGACACAAGCACUGACAAGGUGCCAAAUGCUUCUCCUACGGCAGCUUCUGCAAGCUCAGAUAUGUAUGGAGGUGCAGUUCUUGAUGCAUGUGAGCAGAUCAAGGCCCGCAUCAAACCCAUCGCUGAGAAGAUGCCUGGAGCGUCAUUUCCUGAGGUAGUACUAGCCAGCUACUUGCAGCGAAUUGACCUCUCAGCUCACGGUUUCUAUAUCACUCCUGAUAUUGGCUUCGAAUGGGACGUUGGCAAAGGAAAGCCUUUCGCUUACUUCACAUUCGGCGCAGCUUUCGCCGAGACAGAGAUCGACACACUCACAGGCGACUUCCACCUCCGUCGUGUUGACAUUGUGAUGGAUUUAGGCACUCCCAUCAACCCUGCAAUCGAUGUUGGCCAGGUCGAAGGAGGAUUCGUUCAGGGGUUAGGAUGGGUGGCGUUGGAGGAACUGAAGUGGGGCGAUGCCGAUCACUCGUGGUUGAGACCUGGUCAUUUGUUCACCAAAGGACCGGGGACCUACAAAAUCCCCACAUGCAACGACAUUCCGGUCGACUUCCGGGUGACUCUACUGAAGGAUGUGCCAAACAAGAAGGCGGUGCACUCGUCGAAGGCAGUGGGAGAGCCUCCGUUCUUUCUGGCCUCGGCUGCCCUGUUCGCCAUCAAGGACGCCAUCCUGGCGGCGCGCCAAGACUCGGGUCUGGACGGAUGGUUCGUGCUGGACAGCCCGGCCACUCCCGAGCGCAUCCGCCUGGCCUGCUCCGAUCGCUUCACCCAACUCUGCGCUCCUCAUGAUCUUCGGCCCAAGCUCAGUGUCUGACGCUCCGUUGCUGUCCUGGUGACGACGAGGUCUUGUACAGAAAGGUCCCAGGUUUGUAACAAUUGUACAAUGAUCAGGCGGGCGGCCAUUUCCUGCCUCCUGGACUCUCGAUAUUUGUACAUAAUGUUAUUGUUAUGUGGUAUACUCAUCUGUGCUAUAAAGCGUGUUGUUCUUGCUCCGUU